Vicia villosa (hairy vetch) is the source of this 1872-nucleotide messenger RNA. RefSeq lists its product as uncharacterized. The transcript is spliced from 2 exons. The record is from RefSeq and is a predicted model, not a curated record. Bases 135 to 1784 code for a protein of 549 amino acids. Lineage: Eukaryota; Viridiplantae; Streptophyta; Magnoliopsida; Fabales; Fabaceae.
CCUAACAAAAAUAUAUAUACUUAACAAAAAUCGUAAACCCUAAACCCUUCCAUAUCAACAAAAGAGAGUUCUUCUCUAACCAUUAUUUGAGUUCUUCUCCACUCUAAAGCUUGCUUUGAUCGCUGAAAUCACAGAUGGAAGGUUCUAGCAAUUGUGAUGGAGAGAGUGUAGCCAUGAUCCCAAAUCAGAAGACUCUCAAUAUUGACUUGCCUUCUAGCUCUAAUGUUGAUGUUAGCUCUAUGAAGGAGGGUUGUGAAUCACCUAUGUCAUCAUGGGAUUCUGAACCCGAAGCUGAUAUCUCAUCUAUAAUGUCUGAGAAAUCCCUUCAGGAUAUUAACCUCGAUGGAAACAUUCUUGAUAGGGAAGAGCAACGCCAUUUUGUUGGGGUGGAAAACAUGGACAAUAAAAGUUACGAUGAGUUGCUCAAAAAAUUCAUUGAAAAGGAGGAAGAACUAAGAGUUUCGAAUUUAAAACUUCAGCUUUUGGAACAAGAGAAUAUCAAGUUGGCGGGUCAAGUUGAGAAUAGCGUGAUUCAGGUUGAUGAUGUGAGUGAAAAAUUGAAGCUGAAAGAGCAUGAGUUGUAUGAACAAAAGAAGCUUUUGGGAGAUGAGAUUUCCAAGUUGAUGAUUCAAAAUUUAAAAUGUGAGAAUCAACUUGAUGAUGUGCGCGGAGAAUUGAAUGUGAAAGAGGGUCAGCUUGAUGAUGUGCACGGAGAAUUGAAGUUGAAAAAGAAGGAGUUGAAUGAGCAAAAGGAGCUUUUGGAAGAAGAGAUUUUCAAAUUGAAGAAGCAAGUUAAAGAAAGUGAGAAUCGGCUUGAUAAUGUGCGGGGUGAAUUGAAUAUGAAAAACAAGGAGUUGCAAAAACAAUCGGUUGAAUUGGGAACUCGUAUUUCAGAAUUUGUCAACAAGAAUACAAUCUUGAGAACUCGUAUUUCAGAAUCUGUCAACAAGAAUAAAAAUUUGAUGAAACAACUUGAAGCGGCUGAUAAGAAACUCAAGAUUUCAACCGAAGAAAUUGUAACUUUACAAGAGGAACUUGGUAGUAAGUCAUCUAUGAUUCUUCAAGUGGAAUGUCAUAUUAAAGAGGAAAAGAAAAAUGUGGAAAUAUUAAAGGCUGAGAUAGAAACUUUGGUUAGAAAAAAUGAGGAAAAUGUCAUUAACCACCAGGAGGAGUUGAGAAAAUUGAUUUCGAUACUGUUUGAUUUGCAAGCUAAGAGAAGAUAUUUGAAUUCUGAUGUUGAAAGUUUGUCAAGACAGAAACAACAAUUGACCUCUAAAUUAGAGAAUUGUGAGUCAAAAAACAAGGAAUUAGAACAAAAAAUUAAGCAAUAUGAAGCUGAAAAUCUGAAACAGAAAAAACUGCAUUCUACUCAACUAAUGCUUCUACAAGAUGAAAUCAGUUAUUUGAGGAAGAAAAGAGUUGAUGAGAGAAUGAAUGAUGUAGAAGCUUCAAAUAAGGAAUCAGAAAAAGUAAUGAUUGAAAUAGAUGAAGCCAAUGUCAAGAUUGAUAAGCUUAAGGCUGAGAUAUGUUCCUGUGACGAUCAAAUAUCGCAUAUGAAGAACACAUCACGAAAGGAGCUGGUGGUGGACUAUAGAGGGAAAUUGAAUGAAGAAGAUAAGUUGAAAUUGAAAGUGGAAGAACUUGAAAAAGAGGUGACUAAUAAGAAUGGUGUGAUCUUAGAUAUGACUGAGGAGAAGAAGGAGGCAAUUAGACAACUAUGUGAUUCACUUGAGCACUAUAGGAGUGGAUAUAGUGAACUUAUUCAAGCAUUGAAUGGUUUAUAAGCAUCGCGGUGCUCACACUGUUAUAGCUUUCUAGUUUAACAUUUAGGUCUGUCUUGUGGUUUUAUUUUGUUUUGUUUUGUUUGAUAGA